AUGGAUGAACUAUUUAAAAAUAGUAACACGCAAAAUAUGUUUGCACAAUUGGGAACUCGCGUUGGUAAUGAUUAUGUCCCAUCCAAGAAUUGUUAUAUGAUACUUAUGCAUAUCUACGAAAAAUUGAAUUCAUCAGAAAGAAGUGCAACACAUCUUAGGCAGAUAAUUGGAUUCUCACAACUAUUAAGCCAACACCUCAUACCGAUGUUUAUUGCAGUCAAUAACGACAAUAUAAUUGACAUUUUGUUGAAAAUUCUGGUUAGUUUAAUAUCACCAAUUGAAAGUUUGAUGCUUGUUGGAGAAAACGGAGAUAAUUCCGUUUUACUUGGGCUGAAUUGGAUGAUGUCGAUGAGCAAAGCCGCAUGGGCUAACUUAAAAGCCAUCAAACGUAUCAUGGAAAUUAUAAAGGAACAUAUGAAAAAAUUGUCUAACUGCCCUGCAGGAUGUACCAACAAUUACAGUAUAUCAUCUAUAAGCGAUUGUUUGCGUUUAAUAAAAAAUAUUCUUCACAUACCCAACGAGCAGUACGAAAAUACUAUAUUGUGGAUGUUUUUUUCCGAACAAUUCGAUGAGAUUAUUAUUUCCUUGAUCGCCAACUCUAACCGAGGACAUUGGGCAGUACUAAUCAUCGAACUAAUUGCUCUGAUUUUUAAGAAUCAACACGUUGAACAGAUGUCAAAGCAAUUCAUUAAAAUGAAUGAAACUAAGAAGUUUGAUAGUUCCGAAGAUAAUGAAAGCAAUUCGUCGUCAAAAUAUCCAAAACACGGAAGACAUUCAUCACCAGAACAUUUAUCUGAAUUAUCAAACAAGGACAGUGAUAAUGAUACAAAUUUUAAAUUGAAUAAAAUUAUAGGGAAUCUACGCAAAAACAAUUUGAUGGAUGAAGAAGACAGGAGCUCCAAAGAAGCUAUAAUACAUAGUUUAAACGUACAUACUAUAAAAGAUAAACUUGACUCUCCUAAAACUAAAUUUGAAGAACUUUUCCAGGGAGAUGAUGUCAAAACAAGUAAUUCUAACAAUUUUAACAAAGUGUCUAGAAGAAAUUCGUACACCGAAACUAGAAGAAAUUCAAACAGAGAAUCUAGACGAAAUUCGCUUGAACAAAUUAAAUUUGAAUUUGAAAUGAAAUCCUAUAAACCAACUUUGGGAAGUGCCAUCUUAAGGAGAAAAAAAUAUAUUAAAAAAAAUUCUAAAACUAAAUUGAAGUUACCACUUUUUCCAAAACAGUUCAAUGUGCCAAGAGAGACAUACAUGAUAUCAUAUUUUCUUCAGAAAUUUACUGUUUGUUUUCUACAAAAUGGAUUUAAUACUUUAGUCGACGAACUUUAUAACUUACUUACAUCUAAUUCACACAUUGAUACUUCACUUUAUUUCUGGAUAUUAACAUACUUUUGUAGAUUCUGCAAGUUGAACAACAUUAAAUUGGAAUUAGUGAGACAAAUUGUAUCUUUCAAACUGAUUUCAUUCAUCGUUCAUGAGGGUCUUAAAAUAUCAGAAGAAUUAAGGAUCGCAAAACUGCAAAAAUCUCCUAAUAUUCAUUUAAAAGUCAGACAUUUGCAUUUGGCCAUCAUGGCUAUUAAAGAGGUGAUAAAAACCAUCGAGUUCUAUCGCCAAACUGCUGUUGAGUCACCAAUUUACGCACAUCUAAUAAAAGAUCUUCAGAAUUCAGGCAACACCUCUCCAGAAUCAAUCACUUGGGCAAAGGACAUCAAGUCUUUAUUCACAUUACUAAUUCGUUACUAUGAUAGUGACAUACAGAUUAUUGAAUACUUGCAUGACUUAAUAGUUACAAAUCAUAUGGUUUUGUCAUUGUUUGAUGCCUUUAAAGAUUAUUGGAAUUUAAACGACAAUAUUACUGCGUACAUCGAAAAGUUUGCUGUACCUGACACAAUGUACAAAUAUGGAUUAGUCCUCCAAAAUUACGAAAAAAAUAGUGAUAUUGUCAACGAAUCCGUGCUUGUUAUGAUGCAUCAUGUAAUAACUAAAGUCGAAAACACUACGUCACUCUUUCAACCAAUCAUUUUGAAAACAUUUCUGAACAUAGGUGGUCUGAUUUGAUUAAAAAUGUUUUAAACAAGUUUCUAAAUAUACCACACACAUUGGACUGUUCUGAAAACACUCUUCGUGGACUUCCGUGUAUCUACGAAGCAACGAAUGAACUUUUAAAUUUGAAUAACUAUCGAAAUAAAAAUAAAGUUAAUUUACUCGACACUACAAACAUGUAGGUAG
This is a messenger RNA of Acyrthosiphon pisum (pea aphid), 2229 nucleotides long. It is a transcript of the gene tim, whose product is annotated as timeless. The record is from RefSeq and is a predicted model, not a curated record. NCBI's taxonomy places the organism in Eukaryota, Metazoa, Arthropoda, Insecta, Hemiptera, Aphididae. Gene Ontology annotation, cellular component: replication fork protection complex. Gene Ontology annotation, biological process: replication fork arrest; DNA repair; DNA replication checkpoint signaling. Gene Ontology annotation, molecular function: DNA binding.